Molecule: messenger RNA, 2480 nt
Organism: Microplitis demolitor
Lineage: Eukaryota; Metazoa; Arthropoda; Insecta; Hymenoptera; Braconidae
Gene: Nprl3
Product: GATOR complex protein NPRL3
Exons: 7
Coding region: 737-2374 (545 amino acids)
Biological process (GO): negative regulation of TORC1 signaling; cellular response to amino acid starvation; positive regulation of autophagy
Cellular component (GO): GATOR1 complex
Source: RefSeq, a predicted model, not a curated record
GCUCGUGUGUGCGUGUUUCUAUAUGCAUGCGUAAAUAUAUAACAUAUAUGUAUAUAUAAUAUGUGAUUUUGUUUACAUAUAUGUAUGUAUACAUUUGAACAAUGUGGUAAAUAUGGACAUAUGACAUUUGUAUGUAUUUAUUCGUUUAUUAUUAUGGCUAAUGAUGUAAAAGUGGGAUUUUAAAUUUAAAGCUUUUUAUCUCUGUCAAAGUUGUGUGAAAAGUUUAUUUAUUUUUUAUGAAAAAAGAAAUAAAAGAUGAGAGAGAUGGAGAAAGUGAAAAGAAGAUGACAGAGUGAUGCUAAUUCUUCAGUCUAGCCUAACCUGGACGAUAAAUUAUUUAAGUAUUUUUAUACUGCUUUAAAUUCUCAACGUGACAAUUCAUGUCGUGCAUGACAAUUUAUAGUUUUUAUUUUUAAAUCGACAGUGCAUUUGUUUACUUUGUUUUUUAUUUUUAUAAAUUGUUUUUAUUCUUUUUGAGGUUAAUUUGUGUUAUUGUUAAUUUGAAAUUCUAAUAAUUGUUUAAUUAAAUAUAUAUUGUGAUAUUUAAAUGAGGUUAUAUUUUUAAUUGUCAAAAUAAUGUGAUAAAAGUAUUAUAUAUUAAUAAUAUAUUUGAAUAACAAUCAACUUUUUAAAUUGAAGAAAUAUUUAAUUUGAAAAAAAAAAAUGGAGUUAUUUUUGAAAAUGUCAAGUCUCAAGUUUGAAUUUAUAAUUUAAAUAUAAAUAGUUGAUAAUAAAUAUGGAAAUAAAUCCACUGAGUAUUAUUUUGGUAAAAAGAGAUAGUAAAGGUGACAGAAUGUUAUUCCGAUAUCCGAAUAUGGAUAAUCAUAAAAGAGAUUCGAAUCAAUGUACAAAAAGAAAAAAUCCUUAUUCAUUAAUAAUCGCUGAGGAUUCAUUGCAGUCAUUACCAUGUCCAACAUCAAACAUAACAAAUGGAAAUUUAUCUGGAUUAUCUGAUGAAGUAUUGUCAACAUUAUUCGCCGUUAAACCCGAGCUUUGUGAAAUGAAAUUUGAAUUAAAGUUGAAUAAUGUACGUUUCGUUGGUCAUCCGACAUUAAUACCAUCAUCUAGAGGAAAAGAAGUUAAUUCAUCAAUGCUAUUUAAUGUUGUAUUUGCGUUACAAGCCCAAGCCAAUCAGUCUGUCGUCAAGUGUUACCACGACUUGAGCAAAAGAUUAGGUAUAACACUAAGACAUGAAGAAAAAAGAUGUGGAUUUUUAACUGAAGAAAUAAAAGUGAUGGUAUCAACUCUUGAUGAAGUAGCAACAAGAUCUGAAGAGGAAAGUGAAGGUGAAGAAUCGCCAUAUGAAUUAAUACUAAAAAAAAGUUCACUUGCUAAAGAUUUAAAAUCAGCAUUCGAUAGUCUUUGUAACACAGGUAUUGUCAAUUUAAUGAUCAAUAAAUGGACACUAGUUAAUUUUUGUCUACCUCAAAAAGUACAUCAGCUACACAAAAAAGGAUUUAUCAUGAACCCUGAAAUGAUUGAUAGAUGUUUAAAUAGUUUAAGACCGUACCACGGCCUACUUUUGUUAAUUGAGCCAGUGGAUUUAUUAGAAUCACUACCAACAGAUGCAUCCCCUGCAUUGAAACGUAUGAUUCAAAUGUACAAUCCGUUAAAAAGUCUUCAAACUUUGGCUGCUGAUACUGAUUUAUCAUUAGCCCAGAUUUUUCAAUUAACUGGUCAUCUUGUUUACUGGGCCAAAGCGACUGUCAUUUACCCACUUUGUGAAAGUAAUGUUUAUGUAAUUUCACCUGACGCUGUUAUUUCUAAUCAACUGAUGGAAUCAUUUACUGAUCAGUUUCCUGAAUUAAAUCUUUUACAAAUUUUGAGUGAAUUUUCAUUACCAACGUCAAUAAGCGAAAAGAUUAAUCCUAUAGGUCAACCACAACAGCAACAACAAAUUGUUAAAAUAAUUAUUUGGUUAUUAAAAAAUCGUUUGUUGUUACAAUUACAUACUUAUGUACAAUUAAUGCCAACAGAUGAUGGAAGAGAUCCAAUGAAGACGACAAGUCAAGAUUGCUCGAGUCCAAACGGAGGUACUGAGAACGACAGCAGUUGGAGUUACGAUAAUACACCCAAGGGAAUAUCUGGUGAGAUGAGAAUCGAUAGAUCAAUCACGAUGCCAAAGGACGAAGAGAUCUUCGAAUACCGAUCAGAAAAUUUUCCCAUUUCCUCAGAAGACAUAAUGCUGCUUGACAAGCUUUGCGGGCAAGGUUACUUCGACGGUCGUCAUCAUCUAGAGGAAAUAAUGUAUCUUGAAAAUAUACGUCGGUCUCAGUUACUCGAAAUUCUAGAAAAAUUUCGUAAUAUUUUAAUAAUAUCAAAACAUGAGGAUCCAGCAAUAACUUUAUUUUAUUCCCAGCACGGGUUUUCAUAAAUCAAUAUCACUGUUUUUAUAAUUUUUAUAUUAAUGGCAUUCUCAGACAAUAUUCCCCUUUUUUUAAAUGUUCAAUUAUUUUCAACCGUCUACGGUAUUAACUUUU